Molecule: messenger RNA, 3608 nt
Organism: Mobula hypostoma (lesser devil ray)
Lineage: Eukaryota; Metazoa; Chordata; Chondrichthyes; Myliobatiformes; Myliobatidae
Product: solute carrier family 53 member 1-like
Exons: 15
Coding region: 1-2085 (694 amino acids)
Biological process (GO): phosphate ion transport; cellular response to phosphate starvation
Cellular component (GO): cytoplasm; Golgi apparatus; plasma membrane
Molecular function (GO): inositol hexakisphosphate binding
Source: RefSeq, a predicted model, not a curated record
AUGAAGUUUGCGGAACAUCUGUCGGCGCAUCUAACGCCAGAAUGGAGGAAGCAGUACAUCGAAUACGAGGCUUUGAAGAAGAUGCUGCAUAUGGCCCAGCACCAAGCCCCAAAGACAGAAGUUUCAGAACCUGCAGUUAUCCAACGUUAUAAUGCAUCACUGGAAGAAAGAUUUUUUCAGAUAAGUGAGAAAGAGCUAACCAAAAUAAAUAUAUUUUAUGCAGAGAAAAUUGCGGAAGCCCAAAGAAGGUUGGUGACAUUGCAGAUGGAACUGGAAGCAGUUCUCAGUGCCCAAAGAGGGAGUGAUACAAGAUCAAUGGCACAAUGGAAGAGCAUCCUUCUCAAACCACACAGGCACCAAGCACGGCACAAGAAAAUGUGCGACCUGAAGCUGGCCUUCAGUGAACUUUACCUUAAUCUAGUUCUACUGCAGAAUUACCAGAAUCUCAACCUCACUGGGCUUUCCAAAAUCAUGAAGAAAUACGACAAAAUGUUCAACACGUCGAAAGGCGCGGGGUGGCAGGAAGCUCAGCUGGAGAGCUCAGCAGUGUACACCAGCCAAAAGGUGGACCAGCUGAUCAGCGAGGUGGAGUCACUCUACACCAAUCAGCUGGCAGGAGGAGACAGAGCCCGGGCAAUGAAGAGGCUUCGAGUUCCACCGCUAGGAACAGCACAGACUCCCCCCGUGUGGACAACCUUCCGUGUGGGCGUGCAGUGUGGACUCAUUAUGGCACUCUCCGUGCUGAUAAUCAUCAAAGGUAUCUACGUAUCUCGGGAAGCCAGUGUGUGGCCCCUCCUGAGGGCUUACAGAGCGGGCUUCAUUUUUAUUGAGUUUGUCUUCCUGCUGGGAAUUAAUAUCUAUGGCUGGAGGAAGGCAGGAGUGAACCAUUGUCUGAUCUUUGAACUUGAUCCCAGGAACCACCUCUCCCAUCAGGAAAUUUUUGAGCUGGCUGGUUUCCUGGGAGUCCUCUGGUGCCUGAGUGUACUCGCCUGCCUUUUCAGUGCUUACAUUCACACUCCGAUGUCAAUCAGUCCUCUGGUCCUGUACGGAUUCAUGGUGCUUCUCCUCCUGAACCCAACCAAGACCUUCUACUAUAAGUCCCGUAUCUGGUUGUUAAAGGUCCUGUCCAGGGUAAUAACAGCCCCCUUCCAUAAAGUUGGCUUUGCUGAUUUCUGGCUGGCGGAUCAACUCAACAGCAUGGGGCCCGUUUUCCUGGACCUCUGGUCCCUGAUCUGCUUCUACAUGUUUGACAUGAACUGGGAGAGUAACCAGGGCCUCCUGAGCCCACCUGCAGAUAAGUUCAUAACCAGCGGUAACUCUUACGGAGUGACCUGCUUCAUUCAGUGCCUUCCACCCUGGAUCCGGUUCACCCAGUGCCUCCGUCGAUACAGGGACAGCAGGGACGCGUUCCCGCAUUUAGCAAAUGCUGGGAAGUACUCCACGGUUUUCAUCAUGGUAACCUUUGCAGCUCUGUACUCAACCGAGAAAGAACGCUCUCAGCUGACGAUCGGUGUGAAGGUUUACUUCUACCUGUGGGCCGUGACGACCUGUGUCAGCACCAUCUUCACCAUCGGCUGGGACCUGAAGAUGGACUGGGGACUGCUGGACAAGAAAACUAAAGAGAACAAGUUUCUGCGAGAGGAGACAGUAUACCAAUAUAAAGCUUACUACUACUGUGGCAUUGUUCAGGACGUGGUGCUUCGCAUUGCUUGGGCCCUGAACAUCCUGUUCACGCAGACCAAGCAGUCCGAGGUGGCGGAAAUCAUCUCGACCACCCUGGCUCCACUGGAGGUCUUCAGACGCUUCGUCUGGAAUUUCUUUCGGCUUGAAAACGAACAUUUGAACAACUGCGGCCAGUUCCGGGCGGUCCGAGACAUUUCCAUUAUCCCCUUGACCGGGGACAACCAGGCGACUCUGCUGCUGCUGAUGGACGAUCAGGAAGGUGUCAGAAAUCGCGGAAAGGUCAAAGGCAGCAAGCGGAAGACUAACUUCCCUUUUAAAAGAUCCAGGUCAGUUGUGAAACAAAGGCGACUUGCAAGAGUCAAAAGCUGGGAAACGAAAGUACACAUUGAGGAAACGGAGUGAUGUGACACGGACGAACGAAGUUCCCUUGAACCGCUGAGCAAAGGCAUGGGGCUGUCCUGAAUGCUCCAUACACUCGUCUGGGUGAACUGAACUGUUCAUUGAAGUAAAAACAGGCCGAAGCCACAGACAAAGAAAUUUCACACUUUUGUAAAGCAAAAUACUAUAUUAAAAAAGUAGUAGCCCUUUUUAAAAAAAAAAUACUCUACUGGUAGAGAGCAUUUUUAUUCUGUUGGUCUCCUUGACAAAGUUCUGCUCCAAGACUCUCACUUCAGAGACCUUCUCAUGUUCCAAUCUUCUGACUCCUGUCUGGCUAACUCAGCAGCCAUCUUCCUCUCCUGGCGAAGAACUGUCCUCUACUCAGUAUUACAGAUUUUCCUCUCCAUUUCCCACCCAUCCCAUUUUAUUCCCCUCUUUCGAUGGCACAGAUAAUAUCAGGAUCCUGCAUGUGGAAUUGUGGUUGUGUAUCCUCACCUAUCUACAUCCGUGCGACAUCAGUUGUGGUUUUCGCAAGCCGCUUCUCUGGAUAAUCAAUGUCAAAUGGAAGAAAGGGUCCAAAACCUAAAGAGCUAAUCAGAUUUCAUAACAAACUCUAAUCUUAAUUUAGAUAGCAGAAUGCUAAAAAAAAUUGCAGCCAGAAAUAGUCAAUGUGUGUGUAUAUAUACACACACACACACACACACACACACACAGACACAGACACAUUGAAAGCAGAUGGACAGUUUAAACUUGGAUUGCUAUAGCUUUUGCAGGAAGAGAGAAUCUAACACACGCAGAAGGAAAAUAACUGACCUGGAACAUUUACAAUUGUUUACUUGGAUGUUUGAAUUAACAGAUUCUGCUCUAGUCUGGAGUCUCAAACGCAGGGAAAAACUGGUUCAAGUUCCAGUUUGAGAUCAAUGCUGUAAAAUGUGGUGUGGUCUUGGUCUCAUUGUUUUACAGUCCAACAUCUUGACUAAAGAGGAGCUUUUUUAAAAAAAAUAUGUGUUAGCUGUGUGUGGGCAGUAACAAAAUAACUCCUCAUUUAUGUUUUAAUUCAAUAGGUAAGUGUCUGGGUACUGUGAUGUUACAUAGAAUCAGUUACUUUAAUGUAUUUGUAAUAGGCAGUUUGUUAAGCCAGAGCAAUCCACUCUAAUUUGUGAGCUAUGCAUCCAUCCCAAGCUAAAGGGAGACAUGGGAUGGACCAGUAACUUUUAGCUUCUGCAAGGUGGCCCCUGGGGGCAGUGCACAUUGAGAUUGUCCGCAUUCUUCAGAGACAAAACCAUGAGAGGGAAAGUACACGAUGAGAAUCAAUGGAACGUGGCCGCAGUGCUGCCCAGUUUGAGGAGGAAUCCAUGCCCACCAACACAGAUGAAGGCAAAAUGCUAGGAGGCAGUGGAAUAUGUAAAUAAUUUGCGUGUAUAUAUUCAAAAUAUUUUUGAAGUUUAAUCGUGUACAUAACCUUCCAGUGAGCUCUAUUUUGUAAUAGAUUAAACAACUCUCCAGUUUUUGUUUCUUGUACAUAUUGUGCCUCGUUUUCUCUUAUG